AUGCAAUACAAUCCACCAAACCCAACUAUCGAAGCUGAACUUUUCAGGGCUUUCGUGGAAGCCGGAGCAAUCUCAAAGGCUAAUUCUAACGAUCUGAAAAAAAAUGGAUUUAUGAGGGCAGCAAGAACUGAUAAAGGUGUUCAUGCUGGAGGGAACCUAAUCUCUUUAAAAUUGAUUAUUGAGGACCCACAAAUUAAGGAAAAGAUCAAUGAAAAAUUACCAGAAGGUAUUCGUAUCUGGGAUAUCGAGCGUGUUAAUAAGGCAUUUGAUUGUAGGAAGAUGUGCGGGUCUCGUUGGUACGAGUACUUGCUACCCACUUACUCGUUAAUCGGACCUAAACCUGGAAGUAUUUUAUACAAUAACAUCGAAGAUAGUAAAGUUGAAUGUCCUGGCGUGUUGGAUGAAGAUGUCGAGUCAAAGGAAUUUUGGGAGGCUUUUAACAAGGAAGCCCAUGAAAUUUUCACGGAUGAAGAGAUUGAUUCAAUAAAGUCCUAUGUUCCGCCACCAAGAGAAGAGUUUGAUGGUACUGAUGAUUUGUACUUGAAGGUCAGGAAGUUUAAACAGCUAGAAAAUAUACACAGAAGAAAGUUUAGAAUUUCCCAGGAUAAGUUGAAGAAAUUUGAUGCCACCAUGAAACAAUACCUAGGUGCUCAUAACUUUCACAAUUUUACGCUCGGUAAGGAUUUCAAGGAAUCAAGCGCUAUUAGAUUCAUGAAGGAAAUUAAGGUCUCUGAGCCAUUUGUCAUCGGUGACGCCAAGACUGAAUGGAUAUCCAUCAAGAUUCACGGACAGUCCUUUAUGCUGCAUCAGAUUCGUAAGAUGAUUUCCAUGGCAACUUUGAUCACUAGAUGCGGGUGUCCAAUCGAACGUAUAUCGCAAGCGUAUGGCCAACAAAAACUCAACAUCCCCAAGGCUCCUGCUCUGGGUUUACUUCUAGAGGCACCAGUUUUUGAAGGUUACAAUACAAGGCUUGAAAAAUUUGGUUACAAACCAAUUGAGUUCUCUAAGCACCAAGCCGAGAUCGACGCUUUUAAGAUGAAGCACAUUUACGACAAAAUCUACAAAGAAGAAGUUGAUGAGAACGUUUUCAACGCAUUCUUUAGCUAUAUUGAUAAUUUCGAUAAAGUAACAGGAGCUCAUGGCUCUGAAACUGCAGAGAAAUCCGGUAAUGAUGUUCAAAGAAGCGUGUUCGAAUUUUUAACAGCCAGAGGUAUCCCCGAAAUGGUCUCUGAACAAGUAAAACAACCUAAGGAGAAAAAAAAUGCUGAAAACAAACAGACCGAAUCUCAGGAAUAG
Messenger RNA from Torulaspora delbrueckii, 1296 nucleotides. RefSeq names its product pseudouridine synthase PUS1 (gene PUS1). Lineage: Eukaryota; Fungi; Ascomycota; Saccharomycetes; Saccharomycetales; Saccharomycetaceae. The record is from RefSeq and is a predicted model, not a curated record. Gene Ontology annotation, biological process: tRNA pseudouridine synthesis; mRNA pseudouridine synthesis. Bases 1 to 1296 code for a protein of 431 amino acids. Gene Ontology annotation, cellular component: nucleus. Gene Ontology annotation, molecular function: pseudouridine synthase activity; RNA binding. The transcript has a single exon.